AUGCUGCCCAUACGCCUUUGGAACGCUUUCGCUUUGAUUGGAUGUGCACUGGCUCAAACAUCAAGAAACCAUGUCCAACUCUUCAUUCACAACAUGGAUCCGGCAGCUGCGUGGGCAGCUUCCAUACAAAACGCCUGCAACGGUUCCACAACAUAUGUCGUGUCGUGUACUUCCGCACCACUAAACAACUGCAGUCCACAAACCGCCACCAUCACAGAAGGUCCCGACUUUUACAUCGCAACCACGGCGGCCAUAUAUAGCGAAACAUCAGCAACCAUGACCGAAUCUUGCGCAUUGAACUCGGCCGCAACUUCCGCGUCUUGUGUGGCUACCAUCGCACUCAAUGGUUUCGGACAGGCGAAUGCCAAGACCAUCAGCUAUAAUCUCACCGGAACGGAUUACUAUCAAUAUGCCGUGCAGGUGACCAAAGGUGCCAGUCGUACUGCUGGUGAGGGAUCCUGUCUGGCACAGGUCAGUCGUGCUUCUGGAUCUUCAAUGGAUGGGGGGAGUAGAAGUGUUCUGGUGCUGGGCGUGGGAUUGAUGCUUGGUGUUGUUGGCGUUUUGGCGCUGUGA
Messenger RNA from Ramularia collo-cygni, 573 nucleotides. RefSeq lists its product as uncharacterized. The transcript is spliced from 2 exons. The record is from RefSeq and is a predicted model, not a curated record. The coding region runs from base 1 to 573 and encodes 190 amino acids. Lineage: Eukaryota; Fungi; Ascomycota; Dothideomycetes; Mycosphaerellales; Mycosphaerellaceae.